AGAAUUUUUCUGCUAGUGGGUCUGCUUAUUUCAGCACUUGCUGCGGCUGUAGUAGCCGACACUUCUGCUAAGGAGGAGAAAGAUGCAGCAGAGGAGACGACCCAAGUAGACGAGGGAAAAUAUUCCAGAGGUUGCAGGUACGGUCGUUGCUGCCACUGGGGGAGGUACGGAUGCCUCAGCUGCUGCGCCGAUGAGGCUAAGGCAGCUGAUAGAGCCGAAACUGAGGAAAAGCUAGAUGAUAUACAGCCCCAAGAUGGUGGAGGCGGUCGUGGUGGUGCGGGAGGCGGCAGUGGCGGUCGUGGAGGAUCGGGAGGCGGUGGAGGUCGUGGAGGUUCCGGAGGCGGAAGCUCGGGAGGAGGUGGUGGGGGUCGUAGAGGUUCGGGAGGAGGUGGUGGGGGUCGUGGAGGUUCUGGAGGCGGUCGUGGAGGCUCGGGAGGCGGUGGAGGUCGUGGAGGUUGGGGAGGCGGAAGAUCUGGAGGAAGCGGUGGCGGAAGUGGAGGCGGAGGAUCAGGAGGAGGUGGUGGCGGUCGUGGAGGCGGUUCGGGUGGCGGAGGAGGCGGUCAGUGAAGCGGACGUAGUGGUGGCGAUCGUGGCGCGAUGGUUAUGACGAGGACGGCGAGAAGAAUUGGUUAGAAGUUUUUGUGAGUAGAGACGACACCGUCUGGGAUAGUAAGAAGGAGAGAGUAGUGAAGAAUAAAGUGCGUGGGUGGAUAAUGUGUGUAUGGGACGUAAGCAAAAGUUGUCCGAUUGAGGGAGAAGUACUUGUGUGUAUUUUAACUUUUUUUAAAAUAAAAAAAAAAAACAAAACUAAUAAUGGUAAUGGAUUAUAAGCUACAUAGAA
Carica papaya (papaya) is the source of this 841-nucleotide messenger RNA. RefSeq lists its product as uncharacterized. NCBI's taxonomy places the organism in Eukaryota, Viridiplantae, Streptophyta, Magnoliopsida, Brassicales, Caricaceae. The record is from RefSeq and is a predicted model, not a curated record.